AUGGAGCCUCCAGUGAUUGAAGGCUUCACCCCCAGCGCCGCCAUACAGAGGGAGGGCUUCAGGGGAAAGUUCGUAAGGAAAGUGAAGGAGAAUCCUCUUGUACCGAUCGGCUGUCUCGCCACUGCCGCUGCUUUGACAUUCGGGCUUAUUAGUUUCAGGCAGGGGAAAUCCCACCAGUCCCAGCUUAUGAUGCGCACACGUAUUGGUGCACAAGGAUUCACAGUCGUAGCCCUUAUCUUUGGAAUCUUUAUGACUGCUGCAAAAUCCCCAUCUCCUCCUAAGUAA
Molecule: messenger RNA, 285 nt
Organism: Staurois parvus
Lineage: Eukaryota; Metazoa; Chordata; Amphibia; Anura; Ranidae
Source: the annotation of a GenBank genome assembly